Molecule: messenger RNA, 2785 nt
Organism: Vombatus ursinus (common wombat)
Lineage: Eukaryota; Metazoa; Chordata; Mammalia; Diprotodontia; Vombatidae
Gene: ARSL
Product: arylsulfatase E
Exons: 11
Coding region: 220-1977 (585 amino acids)
Molecular function (GO): arylsulfatase activity
Source: RefSeq, a predicted model, not a curated record
ACUCGCAGUGCACAUGCGUGCUCCAUCCUGGCUGUGUCGUGCUAUUUUGACCAAUGGCUGAAACCAACAGAGAAUUCUUAGAUUGUGGCAAGGGAUGUGGCUGCAUUUCUUUGAGACAUUUGGAGUGAAUGAAGCCCAACGCAGAUCUGCGUAGCACAUUGUGAUAUGAUAGCAGCCCUUACAGAACCUUGAUUUCUUCAUCCCGAGAAAGCAGAUAGCAUGCUACGUCUGCAAAAUUCUUGGACCUCUCUGUCCAUUACACUGCUAACAUUUCUGAUUUUGAAACCAUCAAAAUCAAACUGUUUAGCUGACUUCAAGCCAAAUAUUGUUCUAUUACUAGCAGAUGAUCUUGGUAUUGGAGACAUAGGCUGCUAUGGUAACAAUACAAUAAGGACACCAAAUAUUGACAGUCUUGCAAAUGAAGGGGUGAAACUUACUCAGCACAUAGCAGCAGCUUCUGUUUGUACCCCCAGUAGAGCUGCUUUCUUAACUGGAAGAUACCCUAUUCGAUCAGGCAUGGCUUCCUAUAAUGGCCUUCCUGUUCUUCAAUGGACUGGGGUAUCUGGAGGGCUCCCUUCCAAUGAAACAACUUUUGCAAAGAUACUACAAAAAGAAGGCUAUGCUACUGGACUAAUAGGAAAAUGGCACCUGGGACUCAAUUGCAAAUCCAGAACUGACCACUGUCAUCAUCCAUUGAACCAUGGUUUUGACUUUUUUUAUGGAAUGCCAUUUUCCUUAAUGGGUGAUUGUGAAUAUUCAGCACUAUCUGAGAAGCGUGCAAAACUUGAGAUGAGACUUUACUUUUCAAUUCAGAUCAUAGUCCUGGCUAUAUUCACAUUUACCAUUGGUAGGUUCACUGGCAUAUUGCCAGUUCCAUGGAAGAUAACCAUAGUCAUUGCCAUCAUUGGUUUCCUACUUUUCCUGACACGGCACUUCCUUUUUAUCUUGAUUAAGUAUGGGGACUGUUUUCUGAUGCAAAACCACACUAUUACUGAACAACCCAUGAUCUUCAAAAGAACUACCUCCCUUAUACUGAAAGAAGCAGUUUCAUUUAUUGAAAGGAACAAGCAUGGGCCUUUCCUCCUCAUUAUUUCCUUCUUACAUGUACACACACCACUUGUUACUACAGAGAAGUUUCUUCAAAGUAGCAAUCAUGGAUUAUAUGGGGAUAAUGUAGAGGAGAUGGACUGGAUGGUGGGUGAAGUCCUUGAGACUUUGGACAAUGAAGGUCUGACCAAAAGUACGCUGGUUUAUUUUACUUCUGACAAUGGUGGGUCUUUAGAGUCCCAAAUAGGAAGUGAACAGCAUGGUGGCUGGAAUGGAAUAUAUAAAGGAGGCAAAGGCAUGGGAGGCUGGGAUGGUGGCAUUCGGGUCCCAGGGAUAUUGCGGUGGCCUGGAGUCUUACCAGCAGGUCUUGUGAUUGAUGAACCUACAAGCCUGAUGGAUAUCUACCCAACAGUGACACAUUUGGGAGGGGGUGAAGUGCCCCAAGAUAGAGUGAUUGACGGCCGAGACCUGAUGCCUCUACUUCAGGGAGAAGUUCAUCAAUCACAUCAUGAGUUCAUGUUUCAUUAUUGUGAAGCAUAUUUGCAUGCAGUUCGGUGGCAUGAAAAUGACAGUGGUACAGUGUGGAAAGUACAUUAUGUGACCCCAGUAUUCCACCCAGAGGGUUCAGGUGCCUGCUACGGAAGAGGAGUUUGCCCAUGUUUUGGAAAGGGUGUAACUCAACAUGACCCACCUUUACUGUUUGAUCUCUCAAGGGAUCCUUCUGAAGCUAACCCCCUUUCACCUGAUACUGAGCCCCUAUUUGGUUCAAUAAUUGAAAGAGUAGAACAUGCUGUAAAAGAACAUUGGGCUACACUAACUCCAGUUCCACAGCAGCUCAGCACUUUUAAUAACAUCUGGAAACCAUGGCUUCAGCCAUGUUGUGGCACAUUCCCAUUAUGUUGGUGUGAUUGGGAAGAUGACCACAAAUAAGAGAAUGUUGGGAUUGUAUAGGUGAUGAAAGUUCCGUAUCUUCACUUAAUGUUCAUAUGGUGAACCAUUGUAAAAUUGUCAAUGUAGCAUGUGUUAUUCAAAAUAAAAUGUAGUGGGUUAAUAGGUCCACUAACUAAAUUCUUAGUACUAUAAAACUCGCAAUAUCACAAAGCACUAAAUCCCUUAGGAUUUAUGAAUAACGUAUAAGCAAACAAACAAAUGAAAAUAAACAACUUAUCUUUGAAGGCUAGACCAGGAUCAAUAUAAGUCUCAAGGAGAGAGUCCAAGAUGUGGGGCUCUAUGAAUCUCGCCUGACCCUAGUCUUUAGACUAUUGAGUUUCUCAAUGUAUUCCCAAAAAAGGUCAGUGUUUAUAAUAGUCCACAUUCUCUGUUGAUUAACCCCAAUUUAUCUUGUGUUUAUCUUAUUUGUACAUAAUUGUUUUCCUGUUAUUUCCUGUGAGCAACUUGAGAGCAAGGCCAGGCUCUUUUUUUUUUUUUUGUAUCCUCAGAGCUUAGCAAAGUGCCUGGCACAUAGUUUUCAUUUAAUAAAUUCUUGCUGACUGACUGUGUCCUAAAACAUAGUGUAAUGUAAAAUUAAGCCCUCAUGGCAAUUGCCAAAUAAAACCAACCAGCUAAAGGAACUUCAGGGUUGUAGACGACUGGUUACAACCUAAAAUGUUCUCCAUAAUUUCUGUAACUUCCACUUUACAAUACACAUGGAUGGGCAAAAUAAAAUCUCCUAAAUCCUUCCAAAACCCUAUCUUAAAAGUGUUAAAGUAGGAAUAAAUUAAAGUGUGACAUUUAUUAA